Molecule: messenger RNA, 1615 nt
Organism: Prorocentrum cordatum
Lineage: Eukaryota; Dinophyceae; Prorocentrales; Prorocentraceae
Source: the annotation of a GenBank genome assembly
AGCCUCUCGGCUCAUGAUGUCCUGCCCGGAGGCUCAAGAGACGUCUGUGCCGGCCCCGGUCUGCCAGGCAUGCGCUGGGCAUGGCUCGCGGCAUUUGCCGUCCUGGGCGUGCUGGCCGUCAUGCUGCCCCUCGGCCUGCGGCAGAUGGACCUGGCCUCCGACCAGGGUGCGCAGUUCUCUGUCGCUGCAGCCCUCGGGGCCCAGUCGGAGCAGGGCGGCCGUCUCGCGCUGCUGGAGGCCAGGCUGGACCAGGCCAUCGCGGCGCAGGCCCAGCGCGCCGACAGGCUCGAGCAAGAGCUUGUGGCGCUCAAGGAGCAGCGCGCUCCAGCGGGGCCCGGGUCUCCCAUCAGCGUGGAUGGCGUGGACCUGCCGCCUGCCCCCAUGGACCUGCCGCCGGUCCCCAAGGCGCCGUCAAUCAGCGUGGACCUGCCGCCGGCCCCCAAGGACUUGAAAGGGACGAGGAGCAUAUUGGAGGUCGCUGCGAAGGUCGAGAAGGGCGACUAUUACAAGCUGAACGACACCAAGAUAACGACCUGCUCGGUGCGGGCUGCCGCCAGGCCCGUAUGGGGACCUGCGCAGCCCAUUCAGGAGCCAGAGAUGCAGCCAUGGCCCGCCGACGCCCGCGGUGCCAUCGCCACGAGCUGGUCUGGGCCAGACAGGGAGCAGUGGAUUUGCCAAUGGAGGACGCUGCAGGAGUACUGUGCAAUGCACGGCUACACCCUGUACCCCAUAAACGAUACGGAGGAGUGGCAGGCGGAGCGUUUGCGUUCAGAUCUCUCGGCCCACUGGUUGAAGAUUCAGGUGCUUAGAAAGCUGCUGCUAAAGCACCCGUGGGUGUUGCACAUGGAUGUCGAUGCGAUGUUCCCCGAUGUGGCGAGCUCGCGUUCAGUGGAGGACGCGAUGGGCAGCGCCCUCAGCACCAAGUCCCUGAUCGUGACCGAGAGGAGGCAGUGGAACACCGACACCGUCUUCAUCAGGAGCUCGGCCUGGGGGCGCAGGUUCGUGGAGAACGUCUGGGAGCUCCGGCACGUCUGCCCGCACUGCAUCGGCGAACAGUGUGCCCUGGCCCUCGAGGUGCUGAACAACGUCAUCGGCCACCACCUCGACAUGGGCAACGCGGACAGCAGAACCAUCGGGCCCUAUGAGGGCUGGUCCUGCUGCCUGCCGCGGGCGCUCUGCGAGUGGCCCCUGUCGCGGAAGAGCGGCCCCAGGUUCCCCGCGGGCGGCCGCGGCAACCGCAACGUCUUCUAUUGCACGGGCGCCUGGAUGACCGAGUACUUCAACAAGGGCGGUGGGCCAGCAAACCGCAAGGACCCGCAGCUGGAGCCAGCGCCCAAGAACGACCACCCGCACAUCCUCUUCUGGGAGCAGUUCCGCAGGUCACUAGGGAUCCGGCACCCCUCGAAGACCCGCACGUCGUGCGAGUGCUUCAAGGUCCGCGUCCACAACGAGACGGCCGAGCAGGCGUACAAGAGCUGCAGAGACUGGAAGCGGUAAAACAGCUCGAACGAUGCUGCUGCUGCUGCUGCUGCUGCUGCUGCUGCUCCCACUCCCCAUCACCCCCUUCUCGCAGCGGCAUGGGUCGCCUCAUCUCCUCUUUCCUCCUCGUCUCGAG